Rhagoletis pomonella (apple maggot) is the source of this 3021-nucleotide messenger RNA. It is a transcript of the gene stv, whose product is annotated as BAG domain-containing protein Samui. NCBI's taxonomy places the organism in Eukaryota, Metazoa, Arthropoda, Insecta, Diptera, Tephritidae. Gene Ontology annotation, biological process: protein stabilization. Gene Ontology annotation, cellular component: nucleus; cytosol; cytoplasm. The transcript is spliced from 4 exons. The record is from RefSeq and is a predicted model, not a curated record. Bases 486 to 2540 code for a protein of 684 amino acids. Gene Ontology annotation, molecular function: adenyl-nucleotide exchange factor activity; protein-folding chaperone binding.
CAGUCUAAAAGUAACAACGAAGCGAUAUAGUACGGCGGAAGCAAAAACAAAACUAAAAAAAUUAAAUUGUGUGUGUAUAAGAAUCUAAUAACAAACGGCGCUAACAACAAAUACUACAACAACAACGACUAGCAAGAAAUCUAAAGUGGCAGCAAUAUUUCCAGCAAAAGAGAAAGUCAACGAAAAUUCAAACUAAUUAAAGCAAAACAAAUUUAAAAAAAUAAAAAUUUGGAAAAAUAAAUAACCCAUCUACAUUAGAAUUUGCACUAAAACAUCGAAAGCAAAAAAAAUUCAAAACUAUUUCCGAAAUUAACAUUAGUGACUACGAACCGCAACAUAAAGCUUUAAUCAGUGAUAUUUCUGCAACAACAAGCAAAUAUCGUAAUAAAUAAAUAAUCAAUAAAAGAAAAAUCUACAACAAACUUUAACUGAGCGCAGCAACGAGGUGACCAAAACCAGCAACACCACCAACAACGUCAACAACAAUGCGCCCUACCGUCUUAUCCAAUGCGAAUGCAAACGCCUCAGCGGGCGUUGGUGGUGGCGGCGGUGGCUCUGUAGCCGGCAACACCACCAAUGGCAUCAAUAUACCCAUACAUCAUGAACCAGCCGGCGGCUAUUAUGCUGAUCCCAAUGCCGCCGCAUAUGGCUCGCCACGCCAGCAGCAACAAACACCACAACAACAACAGCAAGCGUAUCAUCAUCCACAUCAGCAGCAGGCGCCAACAGUAGGCCAACAACAACAACAAAUUCCGCAACAUUUUCAGCAGGGCUUUGGUUUCGAACCGGACAUGGACAUGGAUAUGGACAUGGACAUGUUUCCACGAAGCCGCCUCGGGCGCAUGCAUCAUGAUCCGUUCGGUAGCUUUGGCAACUCACCAGAUUUUGGCUUCCCUCAGUUCAAUUCGCUAGGACGUAGGCGUGCUGCCGAUCAUAUGGGUCGUGACGAUGACUUCUUCAAUCGGCUGCCAUCGGAAUUCCGCCAGUAUAUACCCGACGGUUUUGGUCACAGCCGACGUGGGGAAAGCGCCACAUUGCCACGGCAACAUAGCGCGCAGCAUUCACAACAGGUGCCAGUACAGGGUGGUAGUGGUGGUGGUGUCGCCCCAACAGCCUACUAUCAGUCAUAUGUGCCCGCUUCACCGCCCAAUGGCGGACCGCAAUCGCCUUCGAAGAAGCUCUGCGAUGCUGCCAUACAAACCGAAGAUCCCGCAAUGCGUACAAGCGGCGAUGAAGUUGACAGCGCUGCACCUCAGCAGCAUGGUGAUAGUCUAAAACAGCAUGGUCUACGCAACACAGUCGACAUGGGCGUCAAGUCCGCCUUAGAGUCAGAGCAUGAAGCACGCGCGCAUUCGGCGCCACCACAUGAACAACAGCAACAACAACAGGUACCAGUAAAUGGCGGUAAACGUCCAACACCGCCACCCCAAGCCGGUCAAUCACAAUUCGGCACACAAACUAGUCCACACGUGCAAACUGGCGCCCAGCAACCGCAACUGCAUAAGGCUUACUAUGCUCCACAGCAUCAGCCGCACCCACAGCAACGACAACAGACGCCACCACCGCCACAAACUCCAGGCGGCAGCUAUGUGCGUACUAUACCGAUCUUUGUCGAGGGUCGCUCCGAGCCGAUCAUAAACGCUCACAAGGAAAUACCAAAUCAGAACGCUGCGCCUGCUCAAUCGCAGGCCACGGCUAGCGCAACGGCUAGAGCACAUGUGCCACCACAGCACCAACAGCCACAAUACCACCAGCAACAGCAGCAGCAUCAUCAGCCGCAACAGCAGCAACAACACCGUCCCACUCCAAUCAAUACUCAGCAGCAGCCGCAGCAACAAGGCGCUACCCAGCAGCCCGCUGGCGUGCCACCACAAACUCCACACACGCUGGACUCAAUCAGCAAAAUUCAAGACAUUCAACGCGAUGUGCUCGAUCUCAUGGGAAAGGUUGAGAAGUUCACUGGCACACGCCAAGACAAAGAGUACGCCUAUCUCGAUGAGAUGCUGACGCGCAAUCUACUCAAGCUAGAUACAAUCGACACGAAUGGCAAGGACAGCAUUCGCUUGGCGCGCAAGGAGGCCAUCAAAUGCAUUCAGGCUUCGAUCAAUGUGCUCGAGGCGAAAGCGAACGAGAACACCAAGGCUGCUGAGCAGUCGGCAGAAGAUGGUGCAGCGCCACAAGAAGCAACAGAAGCAGCGGGCGAACCAGAAGCGACUAAAGAGGCUGUGACGCGAAAGAGCGCCUCGAGAGAGAAAGUAGAGUCAGCUGUAGAAGCACCAGCGGCGAAAGCCAACGAGUCAGAGCCCGAGCCGGCUGAUGCAAAACAAAUCCAAGCACCCAUACCAUUGCCGCCACCAGAGGGCAUGCAAGUAAAUGAGGUAACAACAGCCGGUAGUGAGGCAAAGAGCGCGGAGACGAAUAUACAAAACAGUGAGUCGGCUGGGGAGGUGAAAGUGGCUGAAGAAGCGGCCAGUGGCGCGGUUGGAGAGGGUGCAACAACUGAGGUGUCGUCAAUGGAUGCGGCGGAGUCGAGCAAAUGAUGACUGGAACAGCAGCGCAGCUCUAACGGCGCCGUGAGGUCAUCCUCCUCCUCCUCCUCCUCCUCCUACGCAGCUACAUUUUCAAAGCGUUUACAUAGCAUCACCAAACGAAAGUCUUAAAAAGGACUCAGUUUCAUACAUCAAAAUAAAUGUAAAAUUCGUUGUGUUAGAAAUUUAACGAAAAAAUUAAGAAAAAAUACUUAUAUACUUACCUAUACGUUUUUAUUUUAUGCCACAAAAAAAAAUUAAAUACUUUAGAAAAUAUUGAAAGAAAUGCUGCUGUUUCCGGAAGGAGUGCGCAUAAUUUUUAGGAAAAGUACAUAUAAUAUUCGUAAAUAAAAUUGAGUAGAUAGCGCGCAGAUGCUCGGUUACGCUGAGGCCACAGCUGAAGCGAUCUCGACUCUGUACGACGGCACGGGCAUCAUGUUUUGUUGGGCGAAAAUUUAAUAAUAAAUAAGAAUAAAAAUAUUUAAAAAAAUAA